UCUUGAUAAUCUGAGAGAGAAGAGAGACCAAUCCCAAAACCCUAAACCCAUUCCCGCGGAUUUUUUCCCCUUUCACUCUUCGUUGUGAAAGGGAGCUAAUACGGAGACCAAAUGGGAGAUCCGUUGGAGAGGUUGGGAUCAGAGGCAUCAAUGGCAACGGAGUCUGGCAUGAAGUCUGACUUGUGUUUAGAGAUCGAUCCUCCGUUAAGCGAAACCGUCGCCACCGCCGAAGACUGGCGUCGUGCUCUAAGCAAAGUUGUUCCCGCCGUCGUCGUACUCCGCACAACGGCCUGUCGCGCCUUCGACACCGAGUCGGCCGGUGCUAGCUAUGCUACUGGGUUUGUCGUUGAUAAGCGACGUGGGAUCAUCCUCACCAAUCGUCAUGUGGUUAAGCCAGGCCCAGUAGUUGCUGAGGCAAUGUUUGUGAACCGCGAAGAAAUCCCAAUCUAUCCUGUAUACAGGGAUCCGGUCCAUGACUUUGGCUUCUUUUCGUAUGAUCCCGGUGCAGUACAGUUUCUGAGUUAUGAAGAAAUUCCUCUUGCCCCAGAGGCGGCUUCUGUUGGACUCGAAAUCAGGGUUGUCGGAAAUGAUAGCGGAGAAAAGGUUUCCAUACUGGCUGGUACUCUUGCUCGGUUGGAUAGGGAUGCUCCACAUUAUAAAAAAGAUGGUUAUAACGACUUCAACACGUUUUAUAUGCAAGCAGCAUCAGGUACUAAAGGUGGGUCAAGUGGUUCUCCUGUCAUUGAUUGGCAAGGCAGGGCGGUAGCCUUGAAUGCUGGCAGCAAGUCCUCAAGUGCAUCAGCCUUCUUCCUACCACUUCAACGAGUUGUCAGGGCGUUGAGUUUUCUCCAGAAAAGCAUCGACUCGUCCACGGAUAAGCCAAAAGCAGUUCAUAUUCCUCGUGGUACUCUUCAGAUGACAUUUAUUCACAAAGGCUUCGAUGAGAUACGGCGACUUGGUCUCAGGAGCGAAACUGAACAGGUGGUUCGACAUGCAUCUCCACCUGGGGAAACCGGAAUGCUUGUUGUUGACUCUGUGGUGCCAAGUGGCCCUGCUGAUAAACAUUUGGAAGCGGGAGAUGUUCUUGUUCGUGUGAACGGCACAGUUCUUACGCAAUUUCUGAACUUGGAGAGUCUGAUUGAUGACGGUGUUGGCCAGAUAGUUGAAUUGGAAAUUGAAAGGGGUGGACACCCACUAUCCGUUAGUGUAUCGGUUCAGGAUUUACACUCAAUCACUCCAGAUCACUUCCUGGAAGUAAGUGGUGCUGUAAUUCAUCCGUUGUCUUAUCAGCAGGCUCGUAAUUUUCGUUUUCCUUGUGGAUUGGCCUAUGUUGCGGACCCUGGAUACAUGCUAUUUAGAGCUGGGGUCCCACGACAUGCUAUCAUAAAGAAGGUUGCUAAUGAGGAUAUCUCUUGUCUUGCGGAUUUAGUAUCCGUUCUUUCAAAGCUCUCCAGGGGUGCUCGUGUUCCCUUGGAAUAUAUGUCUCACACCGAUCGCCAUCGCAAGAAGUCUGUGUUAGUCACAAUUGAUCGUCAUGAAUGGUACGCUCCUCCACAGUUGUAUACCCGUAAUGACAGUUCUGGUUUAUGGGAUGUGAAACCUGCAAUCGAAUCGAUUGGUAAUAGUGGUUUGCCUAUAAGCCAACAUAUUCCUCUCUGCCAUCACGAUACAGAACCCAUGUAUGAAGUGAAUCUUCGUGGGGUUAAUGAUACUGCGUCUACUAUGGAAGCCUCGAGUGGGGAUGGUUCUCAGAAUGAUUUUGGCUCAGAAGCAAAGAAACAAAGAGUGGAAGAUGAUUCUUUAGAUGGAACUGUUGCAAACGGUUCCGUAUAUGGGAGUGAAUCUAAAUCUGAUGAUGCAAUGGCAACAGAUAAUACAGUUUUACGAGACUACGAAGGUGCAACAGCACUGCCUGCUAAUGCUUCAUUGGCUGAACGUGCUAUUGAGCCCGCUCUUGUCAUGUUUGAGGUUCAUGUGCCACCAUCGUGCAGUCUUGAUGGUGUACAUUCACAACAUUUCUUUGGGACUGGCGUCAUUAUUUAUCAUUCUUCAAGCAUGGGGCUUGCUGUGGUGGACAAAAACACUGUAGCUAUUUCUGCAUCUGAUGUUAUGUUGUCCUUUGCUGCUUUUCCAGUCGAGAUUCCUGGAGAGGUGGUAUUUCUUCAUCCUGUUCACAACUAUGCUCUGAUUGCCUAUAACCCGUCAGCAAUGGGUCCUGCCGGUGCUUCAGUCAUUCGUGCAGCUGAGCUACUACCUGAACCUGCACUACAACGUGGAGAUUCAGUUUAUCUUGUCGGAUUGAGUAGGAACCUUCAAGCCACAUCAAGAAAAUCUAUUGUAACCAAUCCAUGUGCAGCGUUAAACAUUGGGUCUGCUGAUUCUCCCCGCUAUAGAGCUACUAAUAUGGAAGUAAUUGAGCUUGAUACAGAUUUUGGUAGCUCAUUUUCAGGAGCGCUGACUGAUGAGCAGGGGAGGAUUCGGGCCAUUUGGGGAAGCUUUUCGACUCAGAUUAAAUAUAGUUCUACUUCGUCAGAAGACCAUCAGUUUGUCAGAGGUAUCCCAGUAUCUGCGAUCAGCCAAGUCCUUGAAAAAAUCAUAAACGGUGGAAAUGGACCAGCUCUUCUCAUAAAUGGUGUCAAGAGGCCAAUGCCACUUGUUAGGAUUUUGGAAGUUGAGUUGUAUCCUACUUUGCUCUCAAAAGCCCGGAGUUUUGGUCUGAGUGAUGAUUGGAUCCAAAUCCUAGUCAAGAAGGAUCCUGUUAGACGACAAGUUCUGCGUGUUAAAGGUUGCCUGGCAGGAUCAAAAGCGGAAAAUCUUCUGGAACAAGGCGACAUGGUUCUGGCAGUAAAUAAGAUGCCAGUUACAUGCUUCAGUGACAUUGAAGCCGCUUGCCGAACAUUGGAUAAGGGUAGCCACAACGAUGAAAAUCUCAAUCUAACAAUCCUUCGACAGGGCCGAGAAAUGGAGCUCAUAGUUGGAACUGAUAAAAGAGAUGGAAAUGGAACUACAAGAGCGAUAAACUGGUGUGGGUGCGUUGUUCAGGAUCCUCAUCCUGCGGUUCGCGCUCUUGGAUUUCUUCCUGAGGAAGGCCAUGGUGUCUAUGUAACGAGAUGGUGUCACGGGAGUCCCGCACACCGGUAUGGCCUCUAUGCACUUCAAUGGAUCGUGGAAGUUAACGGGAAAAAGACUCCUGAUCUAAACGCAUUUGCAGAUGCUACCAAGGAGCUAGAGCACGGGCAGUUUGUGCGCAUAAGGACUGUUCACCUAAACGGCAAGCCACGAGUCUUGACUCUGAAACAAGAUCUCCAUUAUUGGCCAACUUGGGAGCUGAGAUUCGACCCAGACACUGCUCUUUGGCGGAGAGAUAUACUGAAAGCCUUAAAAUGAAAAUCUUUUUUAGAUCAUUGAUUACUCUGAAGAGCUCUUACGAUCUCUCAUAUGCUUCAACUUUGUUGUAUUUCUAUCAAUAUUCUACUCCAAAUCUUCAUUACAUACCAUUAUAAAAGAACGGUCACUACAAUUUACAGAAAAAAAACUCAGUAGGAAGGAUUUUACAUCCACUAAAAAAUAAUCAA
Molecule: messenger RNA, 3575 nt
Organism: Eutrema salsugineum
Lineage: Eukaryota; Viridiplantae; Streptophyta; Magnoliopsida; Brassicales; Brassicaceae
Product: protease Do-like 7
Exons: 24
Coding region: 112-3387 (1091 amino acids)
Biological process (GO): proteolysis
Molecular function (GO): serine-type endopeptidase activity; protein binding
Source: RefSeq, a predicted model, not a curated record